Molecule: messenger RNA, 414 nt
Organism: Dibothriocephalus latus
Lineage: Eukaryota; Metazoa; Platyhelminthes; Cestoda; Diphyllobothriidea; Diphyllobothriidae
Source: the annotation of a GenBank genome assembly
AUGGAGGACAAAGAGGUGCACGUUCCGGCCUUCGAUCCGUCGGUACUCCUCUCUGGUCCAGAAGGUGAAAGAAACUUCGAGCAGGCACGCACCAUUGCGCACUGGCAGGCAGAGUCCCAGCAAUGUGAUUAUGACUUCGGCAAUUUGUUAACAGCCCUAACCAGAGAGUGCGGCUCAACCGAAGCCCCACUGGAGGGGUUAGUUAUGCGCCACUAUGCCAGACGGCUGAUGGAGCAACGCAACGAGACGCACCUAGAGACUGCUUGGGGCGACCCCUUCACCUCUGCCGAAGUCUACAUACAACAGGUGAUCUCCAAUGGGUCGCCACGUCAUUCGGGGCAGUCCGGUCGGCCAAGUUUAGAACUGAACAACAGCACAUCCUGGGAGGAGAUCGGAAUUCGGAAACGGAGGUAA